AUGCAGCACCUAUUGAAACCUUCCAGGCCUGGUGGGGUUGUACACCCCCCUCUUCUUGUAACUCCCACUGGGCCCCUGACAGCAAGAAGGGAUCGUUGGGCCAAUGUCGGGGGAGACGAUCCCCAGGGGGACGGCCUCGGGACACACGAUCCCCAGAGAGACGACGCCAUGGGGAAAGCCCCCCACGCAGACGAUCCCAACGGAGAUGAUCCCACGGGGGACGAUCCCCAUGAGGGCGAUCCCCAUGAGGACGAUCCCCAGGGGGACGAUCCCCAUGAGGACGAUCCCCAUGAGGGCGAUCCCCAUGAGGACGAUCCCCAUGAGGACGAUCCCCAUGAGGACGAUCCCCAGGGGGACGAUCCCCAUGAGGACGAUCCCCAUGAGGACGAUCCGCAGGGGGACGAUCCCCACGGGGACGAUCCUUUUGGGGACGAUCCCCAUGAGGAUGAUUUCCAUGGGGACGAUCCCCCCUAG
Eimeria acervulina is the source of this 474-nucleotide messenger RNA. RefSeq lists its product as hypothetical. The record is from RefSeq and is a predicted model, not a curated record. Bases 1 to 474 code for a protein of 157 amino acids. The transcript has 2 exons. Lineage: Eukaryota; Apicomplexa; Conoidasida; Eucoccidiorida; Eimeriidae.